This is a messenger RNA of Rhagoletis zephyria (snowberry fruit fly), 1032 nucleotides long. NCBI's taxonomy places the organism in Eukaryota, Metazoa, Arthropoda, Insecta, Diptera, Tephritidae. The record is from RefSeq and is a predicted model, not a curated record.
AUGGCUGCCAAAGCUACGAAGAAGAAGAAGGUGAAGCAGCAGCAGCAGGUGAAGAAGGAGCAGGCAAAGCCUAAGGAAGCUAAACAGCAGCUCCAGCAAAAGGAGGUGCCCGUCUGGCGGUACAUGAACAACAAGAACUACGGCAAGCACUACCUCUAUCACGAGACACGGGAGAGCAGGGCCAGGAAGGAGGCGGAGAAUAAGGAAAAGGAAAAAGAAGUUCAGCAAAAGAAUGAGCUGCAGCAGCAACAGCCAAAGGUGCCCAGCUCCAAAGAAGUUUUGCCUGGGAAGAAAAAGGAAAAUGAGGUCGAUAAGAAAAAGUCUCCGAAUAAAAAAGUGGACUUACCUCAGCAGACGAGCACCUCCUCCUCAAAAAAGGUAGAAAUAGCCGAGGCCAAGCAAAAUCAGCAGCCAAAUGAGAUGGCAAAGGAAGAGCCCAAAGUUUCCGUAGAAACUCCCAAAUCUGACCAGAGUGCUGCUCCAAAGCCAAAGAUGAAACCACCACCGGAAAUGGACAAAAUGCAGCAGCCCGGUGCUGCCGUCUUCAUUCCCGACUCCAUUGCCGUGGUCAUCGGCUCCAACGCUGAAGAAGGAGGUGAAGAGGGCUCGAGGGUGCAGUUUGUGGAGAUUGAGGAGCCGAGGAGCUCCAAAGAAGAAAAGACCACCUUUGCCGUGGUGAGCGAAAACUCCGCCGCCGUGGCCGGCGAACUGGGCGGCCUUCUCCAACAAGUUAAAAGGGAGAUGGAAAAAGAAGAGGAGGAGGAAAAGGUUAAAAGCCGCCAGAAACAGGUUGGCCAGUGGCUGCUGGAGAAGAUGAGGAUGAUGGGAAAGGGGCGUGAGCACCAGGAAAAGCAGCAGCAGCCCCAGCAAAACACCACUUCAUCCCUCUUGGACAAGGUGCAAGACCUUCUGAAGGAGUACCAGCUGGAGGAGGUGGCCGAAGCCCUUCAGAAGGGCAAAGAACGCCUGAAACCUCACCUCGAGAAGACGGCUCAAAAUUUGGCCAUCUCGGCGGAGCUGGUCAAGCGGAAG